CAGGUCGCUUCACAAGUUCGGGGGGGAGGAGACGUGCGCCUCAGCCUGGAGCUCGACUGGUUGGCGUCCACAAAUGGUCCCACACCUCUUUUCGCGAUCUGCCUCCGGCUCCCUACGACAACGUGAACGCGUUCCGUGAACACCUCUAACUGAUCCUCAACUCACGAUACCUCCUACCCGCGCAUCAUGGCUACCCCUCCCACUUACAUCAUUUCCAAGGUCGCCGACCCUAUCUUUGCCCUGGUGAUCGGGCUGGGUGCUGCGGCCACGAGGAUCAAUCGCGAGGAGAAGGAGAAAGGCAAGAAUACGCAGCAGACCCUUGCGGCGGCUAAGAGACGCCUUGGAUUGGACAAAGCUACUGCAUAG
Molecule: messenger RNA, 366 nt
Organism: Colletotrichum destructivum
Lineage: Eukaryota; Fungi; Ascomycota; Sordariomycetes; Glomerellales; Glomerellaceae
Product: Putative non-classical export protein
Exons: 2
Coding region: 187-366 (59 amino acids)
Biological process (GO): protein secretion
Source: RefSeq, a predicted model, not a curated record